Messenger RNA from Formica exsecta, 5779 nucleotides. RefSeq names its product dentin sialophosphoprotein-like. Bases 318 to 4946 code for a protein of 1542 amino acids. The record is from RefSeq and is a predicted model, not a curated record. The transcript is spliced from 12 exons. NCBI's taxonomy places the organism in Eukaryota, Metazoa, Arthropoda, Insecta, Hymenoptera, Formicidae.
AUGUGGCGAUCAAAUCGGUAAAGAUGUAAGACUGUGGAAUCAUCGCAUCGUCGUUAGCUGCGUGGCUGCGUGAUACAUACUAGUCUGCAAAGUCACGAGUCAAGUCUGAACGCCGAGCGAAUCGAAGCGACGGCGACGGUCUCUGUAGUAGCGGCGGACGUGCGCUAGUGUCGGCAUCAGUGCUGCUCGGUCCCCUGUCUUUUAACACACCCAUAUCGGCCUUCUUCUUCAACUUUUGGGAGUACAGCACCGGUUUCUAUCUAGUGGGCUAGUGGGUAAAGGUAUAGGAGAACAACAACCAGCUAAUUAUUUCGGAUAUGAGUUCUUCGACGUAUACCGGGAAUCCGGAUGUCAUGAUUGCAGGUUCGCCUCCACCACCGCCCCCUCCACCUCCCAUGUCUGGUCAACUACCACCUAUGAGAAUAAAUACUACAGAGAAUGCGGCAGCAAAGAAAGCGCAGAUAGUUAAUAACGAUGUUUACGAACCACCAGCAGCAAUUCAAAAUGCGAUGUUGACAAAGGAUAAGAAACCAUUUACCUACACUCCAGGUAUGGGUGGUAAAUUAGAUUUGUCGCAGAUUCGUAGCCCGCGGAUGGCGAGAAGAGUUGCGAAAAAUGCCAACGACGAAGGGAUAGAGGGGCCGCCGAAACUUGCCGUCGAGUCGAAACCGUCGUCGCCCAUGGCUUCUACCGCGGCGAAUUUUUUGGUGCAACCACAGGUCGCGGUACCAGUCUUUCCUUCCAAUAUGCCAGUUCAGGCACACGUUAACAGGAUGUCAUCAUCUCAGCUCAUUAAUAGGACGCCGUCGAAUGCCGCGGACAAGCAAGCCGAACCAUCGAAGAACAUUACAAAGAUAGAUACGAAAGCAGUACCGAUUAAUACUCCCGAAAGUCCGAGUACACCGACACAAGUUACUUUGGCCAAGGCACCUACGCCCUGGCUGCAAAAUAAGAACAAGCCUCAGGAGGAAUUACCCGAAUGGGCGAAACGCGCAUGUAUCAAUAAAGCAGUUAGCAGCGGCCCAUCGGAAAGCGCACCUUCUUCCCCGAUGGUUUAUGUUCAAGUUCAGCAAUCGCCCCCGCAGUAUUCGGAAGCAAAACAAAAGCAAGGGCAAGAACAACAUCCGUCUCCGCUGGGUCAACAGCCAAAGUCGCAACAGCCCUCUCCGCAAUGUCAACAGCAGCCGCAACAACAGAAGCAGAAUGCCGUUUCCGCAAUGUCCCAACAAGUUAAUCCACAAUCGCAUCAACACGAGCGUGUUAUACCCAUUCGAAUCGAGGAUAGACCGUCGGUAUUCGAUGUAAAACGUGAUUCUGGCCAUCAUCAAUUUAAACAACCUCCAACUUUUCAUCAUCAACAACGAUGGGGUCAGAUGCCUAGUCAAUAUACGUUAGAGAAUCAGGCGCAAAAUCGUCCACAGGAUCAAGAACAGUCUCAAAUUCGCAUUGCAGCUUUGCCCCGUCCGGAACAACCGGUCGAAACAACCUACAUCAUCCCUCUCGUAGUGAAAGAUAACGACAAAAAGACGGCACCGUCUAAUGCCGAAAAUAAUACGACCGAAAAAGCUGCAAAAAUUGUGCAACAGCGGAAUCCCAACCCGAUUCAACAGUACGAGGCAGGUCCAAUUCAAUCACGAUCAUUCCGUGUUCUUCAAAAAAUUACGGAUACGGAUGCAGUCAAUGAUGUGGGUACAGAACAAAUACGUAAAUUGGAAUUGAGUGAAGAUGAGAGGCUACUUAUGAAUAAAUUUAAAGAACAAGUCGAUCACGAGACUUAUCUCCAUCAAGAGGAAGAUCCAAGAUAUCGCGGUGCAGCAAUACCUUCGCGAGCUUUCCGUUUUUUACAAAAUAUGACAGAUUCGAGUGAUGCCACAGUUACUUGCGCAGCGUCACGUAAUAUACAAAACAUUGCAAGUAAGAAGCAAAAUAGAAAUUCGAAAUUGUUUGAAGAGACACAGGCAAACUUGCCGCCCAGUGAACAACAAGUUCAAGAACCGAAGAAAUACAUGGGUAGUGCAAUUCCUUCUCGAUCCUUCAGAAUAUUACAAGCGAUGACAGCACCAGAAGGUAACGCCACGCAAGAAAAUCGUCAAGCAGAUUACACCUGCCGAACAGAGAAUAACUUGCCGGGCAAUCAGCAGGGUGUAUUUCUUCCUCUUCAACCUAUUCCUUUCUGGUAUCCCGAGGGUUGGUGGGGUUAUUAUCCCGUGCAGUAUAAUGCUGUAUCCAAUAAGAUCGCGAAUGAAACGGACAGACAUUCUUUUCCUUUUUACGCAUAUCCGAAUGGAAGAACGUACGUUGGAUCCUUUUAUCCGGUUUAUAAUGAAAACUUUGCGGACGCGAUGACACAAAUGAGAGUUAUGGGCCGAGAAAAUUCUUCAGGCCAAUACGCUGGUUACACGGCCGUAAUUUAUCCUCAAGCAGGCUACAACGAUAUUCAAUCUGCAUCGCACGUUGAUGAAAACAAAUGCAAUUAUAUCGACGAUCGUUUUACCACUGCCGAUUCAUUUUUCGCUCAAAACAAUAGACUAGAUUUUAUGCCAAACAGCACGGUUAAUGAAUCAAAAAACACUGUUUUGCCCAAGAUUAAUCACAAGAUUAACCAUUUGGAUGCACAGUCGAAUGACACGUAUAAUCCCAAGAGUGUCAGCGAAAACUCCAAUACUAAUAGAGAAAAAAAUUGCAUAACCACGGCGAUGAAUAUAAUCGAGGAGGAUAGCAUAUCGACGGAUAAUUCCAACAACAUUGCAGUUACUAAUAAUAUCGAAAUGCCGGGAAAAAAAACAUUUGGUCCUUAUAUCAACGUGCCAAAUUACACCUAUAUAGAUACUAGCGAUUCUGGUGCUUCUAGCGAUUCUAACGAUUCCAGUGACUCUAAUGAUUCUACCUCGGACAACGAACAACUUUCGCAUUCUUGUCAGAAGAAUCAUAGCCUUAGCAACGAUACUACUUUCAAUAAUACGUCAUCCGAUAGUGAUUCGGAUUCGUAUAUAGCUUAUUCCACAAGCAUGAACCCUUACGGGAAAUUGGAGAAAGAUCCGUGCGAUUUCUCUUUGAACGAGGAUCGCACCGACAUCACAGCUGCAUGUUCGACAUAUCCUAGCGCUAAUAAUCUACAUGGAUGCUCGCGAGAUUUUUCCGAAAAUCGUAAUCACACCGAGGAGAUACGUUUCAAUAAGGAGCAUAUCAAUUACUCGAACGAUCGUGUAAACUCUCGUGCAACAUCGUGUCAGCAAGAUAUUGCAUACAUUGCGAGCGAGAUAUGUAACGAUGAGAAUUCAACCAUUGAUCGAAACGAUCUUGACUCUUAUUCCAGUAAGAGCACCGGCGAACAUCACUCGGAGCAACACGAUCAGCGACCGGAUCUGGCGACCAACAGCACCGUUUUCCAUGUUCAGUUGAACGAUGAUCGUGAAAACGUGGAACAACCGGACUCCGAGACUCCUUGUUACAAGAGUAAGGAGAGAAUCGAAGCUUUCUUUGAAGCGACCGACGAUCCUCCCGACACCGAUGUCGAGAGCACGAUGGUCAGCGUGAGCUUGCCCCUGAGAUUCAAGUUUUUUGUAUCGGAAGACAACGAAGACAUCACCACUGUGAUUGUCGGCGAUAGCGAGAUAAAGGCGGAAAAAUCCUGCAACGAGUAUUUCUCGAUGAAGGAUGAUGUUUGCGUUGACUUUCAUGUCGGCAACGAUACUAACGUAAAUUUUACGGUAAAGACACACCUUUCAGACGCACGGAACGAGGCACGGAGCAUCGAGAGCGCGAUACCGCAUGUAGAUUUCACAUUAAGAAAAGAUCCAACGGGAGUCAGCGGAGUUAAUUGCGGAGAACAGAAUGUAGAGACAGAAGUCACAAUUGCGAAAAUGGGACACGGCUGCGGGAUAAACUCCGCAAAACCAGUAUCGAGAGACACCGAUGACGAUGAUGCUAUUUCCGAAUCGAUAGUGGCUACGCGAGAUACCUUAUUGAAUCGUGAUGAAAAUCGCGAUUACACCCAAGCAGAUUUCACUUGUAAUAAUAAUGUUGAAAGUAUCGCUUUUGGCAGAAUGAUCGCUGGACCGAAACUCGCCAUAUUCGAAUGCUCCAUGCGAGACAAUUUCCAAAUUCCAGAUUUUCAGAUUGUCGGUACGCAUGAAACGGAUCGGGAAAACUGUGCGAUAACAGCAGAUGACAAACAUGGUCGAGACAUCGAUCAGGAUCUCUGUCGGAUGCAAAACAUAAAGCGUUUGCCGAAUGUCCAAGAUCCUCGCGAAGACACCGACGACGAGGAUAGCGGAGUCACCUCCGAUGUAAGUCGCAUGAUAUCCGAGGUUGACACGGACUCGGAGUGUACUUGUCUGAAGAAUGUGAAAAAGUAUCAACGAACGCAGACGCAUUCGCGACUCUUUCGGCUUUUGAACAAUGACUCUAUUCUAUCUCUAUCCGGUUAUUCCAAGACAGAUAACUGCGGAAAGGAAUCGUUUCUCAGCUUGCCACUCAAGACGAACGCUUUUAACUACGAUGACAAUCACUGUUCCAAUUAUUCCAGUGGCUUUACCUCUCCCGAAUAUUCGCCCAUUCACGAGCAGUCUUGGCAAAGAUUUCACGAAGACGCGACGACGAACGCAAGUAGUUCAGCGAACUUGGCAAAUGUUGAAACCGAUCAUCUUGCGAGUCAGCGAGAACAGAACGUCUCUUCGAAGGAUGACUCUUAUUUCCGAGUUUGGAAGAGUCCGAAAUUACCUAGUUUACGCGAGCAGGAUGUUGUACCUUCUCUAGCUUUCAAGACAAUCGAUAGCAAGAUACCCUCUUGGGCAUACAAAGUGAAUGUACUGUGCCCGAGAGUCAAGAGUACGAAGAGCGUGCCGCAAACUCUAGCACGGCACAGCGACAAAACUAACGAUUCUUCGCGGAUGGUUCCUUCUAUUCCAACAUCCUGUACAAACUCUAAAACCAGUUAUUGCUGACGGUCCAGGGUGGAAUGAGGCCAUAUGUUUGCUCGCCGCCGCGAGCAACUGCUCUCCACGAUCCACGGACAUACUUUUCUCUCAAUUUUCUUCGCAAGACAGGGUUGGGUAUGCCCGAGAUGUUCUACGGGCUACGUGAUUUUUUUUUCUAUCGGUCCCGAUGCAACUGAUUACUGAUUGUGAGAGAGGACGAGUGAAAUCCUCCUUAGGCAAGGCCGAAUUGUUAGUGUGCUUUUUUCUAUUUUGUUUACAAAAUAAUCCUUAUAAUGCUUGUUUACGUCGCAUUUGCCGAUUCUUCAGCAAAAAAUUAACCAAAGAUUUUCUUUAAAGAGAAUUGCAGAGAUACAUUAUUUAAAAUUAUAUCAGUUGAAAGAUUUCUCAAGAUACACUGCCGUGAGAUAAACAAUUUUUCAACUUGUUCAAACUUUGGAUUUUGGUAUCAGAAAUCUGUGUGAAUGAGAUUCUAUCUCAUAGAUUUUUUGAUGUGUAAAGAUAAGUUGAUAAUUUCGUUUUAAAUCGUCAUUAGAAAUGAUCAAUAUUCACGUACAAUCGUGUGAUCAACUUACUUUUGAAAUUUUAGUCAAUUAUAAAAGAGAAACUCUAUAACUUUUUAAGAUUUUUUUAUUUCCAAAGAAGAAACUUAAAUAACUAUAUUAGGAGGUUGUCUGUCUUGAUAUGCCGCACCGCAACGUAGAUAUAAUACAAUACUACGUGAGCACAUGCACGUGGUUUAUUUAUUUAAGACAAAUGUGAGAUUGUUAUAUGGAAAUUAUGUAAUAACACUCUUUUUAAGAAUAUUAAUCAUUAUUUGAAAAUAUAUGUGUAAGUACAUA